AUGAUGGCCACUGCAACCAUAGCCUCCACGGACAUGGGGCUUCUGCUGAGAGAUGAUGUUUUUGUCGACUUUUUCAACACAUUUCUGAAUCUUCCUGUAAGUCCACUCUGCACCAUAAAGCCCUUUUGAAUCUCCCCUUUCCUUUCAAUGCAGGUUUUUGGCCAGACACCCAUUUAUAUCAGCACUACAGGCCAGUGGAACCUCUGGCCAGAGGUGCCAAGCCAUCUGAUGAGAAAAUGCCUCUUUGAUCUCAGUCCCCCGGCUUUACUGGCUUGGCUGGAAAAGCACCGUCUGCCUCACUUCUGCAAAUCCAGCCUUUGCCUCCACCUCGUCCUCUGCCAGAAGCUCCUGGGUUUCGGUCGGUCGGGGGAAGCAGCAAAAUUGCUGAACUGGCAAAGCGCUGACUGGUGGCUACUGGAAAAGUGCAUCAGUGGGAGCCAGGCCAUGUGGCACUUUCAGGCCUUCAUCCGAGGAAUGGCAGGGGAAGAACUGACCAACUUCUGGCUCACCACUGAAAGGCUCCUGGGGCUUGAUGAGUCAGAUGAAAGGCAGAGGGAUCUCUACCUGUCCUUGUUCAACAGGCUGAAGGCCACUCACCUGCGUGAAGGCUCUAGUGUCAUCACUCUCUGCAGGACCAUCACUGGAUCACUGCCGAAAGCCAGGCACAUUCAGUCCAUCAGCACCAGGAGAGAGAUCCUAAGGAAGAUGCAGGAACAGGCCCUUUUUACAAUUCAGAGUUACUGGCUCCCUAAAUUCUUCAUCCACUGCAAGAUGGGCAUGAAGGAAGAGAAAUUGUGCUGGCCUUUGCUGCAGGAAUAUCAGGAGCGUUUAUUAUGGGCCAAAUCAGAGUAGCCCUCAGGCUUUUCAAAAAAUCUUUUCACAAUGCAUAUUAAAAGGAGUCAGGGUUUGUCAGGGCCCUACUGCAGCAAGAAGGCCAAAGUGGAGAUCUGGGCUCUAGUCAGGGAAGUAAGAGACAUCCAACAAAUGAAGAUGCCCAGUUUUCAAGUGCAACCAGAAAGGCAACCAGGGCCAGCUGGGAGCACAAAGGAAUCUUCUCUGGAUAAGAAUGCUUUGGAAUCAGUUCCACAGCAGUCAGAGAAUCCUGCAAACCCUGCCUUUGGAGGCAAAGGAGGAGCAACCUGUCACCAACGACCCAGACCUAACACAGAGCAGGUUCAUCACCUGAAAGACCUCUGUAAAGAGAAAGUCCUCUCUAACUUGUGUUCCUCUGCACCUGUUACCCAUUUGCCAUCCCUGGAAAAGCCAGUCAAGACCUUGGGUCUUCUUCCCUGGGCCCUUUGUGCUGAGACCUGUGCAGGACGGCCCUUCAGGGAUUUCUUGAAGUGCCAGGACCGGCCCAUGGAGACUCUUUUCCUGGACCUGUGGCAUGACCUGGAGGAAUUUCUAUCUGCGGCACUGGACCCCAGCAGAGAAAAUAAUUUCUUCUUGCGUCAUUUGACUGGGGAGAAGAUAUGCAAGACCUACCUGGAGGAGGGCACCGUUCAGCAGCUUCCCUUGGAAACCAGAACCCUCAGGAGGCUGAAGAACCAUCUGAUGUCUGGAGAGUUCUCCCCCUGGAUAUUCAGAGCCCAGGAGGAGAUUUGCAAGGUGCUCUACGGCUUCUAUGAGGAAUUUCUGGCUGAUGAUGACAGGACAUUCCUUCACUUUAUGUCUCUGCAAAGCAAUGUCCCGAUGCCUGAGAUGCAAGACCACACUGUUGGGAAAGAAGAACGUUUCCUCCUGUCCCAGAGGAUAAACCAGUCCUUGAAGUUGAGCCAGGCCUUGCAUGGCACAAGGAAUUUGCAAGGUCUCUCCUCCAAGCACUGGCAAUUAAUUGCCACUCAGGACCUCCGAAAUGGGGGCUCCACCCAGGCAGAGAUGGACCCCUCUUCUCUAUCUGAUGCAGACUCCCAGAAGAUGAUGUCAAAUGAACUGGCUGUUCACAAACCUUCACUGACUUUGGAUAGCCCAAGCAACGAAGGUGAGCUUUUAAGUCUCAAAAGCCCAUCAGUUGCUGUUGAACACAAGAGCAAAAAGAAGAGGACUCUUCCUGUGAGAAAAAACAAAUCAAACAUAAUGAAGUCUGCUUCUGCUGUAGUAGCUAACUCAUCUAGAAGAUUCAGGCACUUAAUGAAAAUGCUGCACAACCCUCACCAGCUGCAGUUCUUCAAGCAGUUCCAUGAGGAGCACAACACAGAUAAGCUACUGCAUUUCUGGAUGGCUGUGGAGAAGCUAGCAGAGACCAACCCAGAGAUAAAGAGCUUCGUUAUUAACAGCAUUGUCAGAAAUUACUUUCAUGCUGAAACCCCAGCUGAAGAGCAUCUGAACUGCCACAAUUCUACCACCAAAGAAAUAAAUGAGGCUGAGGCAGUCAACCACAUGUUGAUGACAGCACAGAUCUUUGUCCAGAAAACAGUGGUAAAACAAUGUUCUGCCCUCAUCAUGCAUCUGGAUGCCAGCAACAUGCAGCCAAAAAAGGAAGUUACUUUUCUCAAAAGGAAAGUCACCAUCAUCAGCAAACUCUUCUUGAACUCUGACAUUCUGCCCAAAUUGUGGAAGAGAGAUUUUAUCUGGAAUUUAUCUUCCAAGAAGCUACCAAACUGUGUCAUCUACCACAAAACCAAGGUCAUCAUCUUCCCUGUCCUGAUACACUCCUGGAGAAGGUAG
Messenger RNA from Melopsittacus undulatus (budgerigar), 2667 nucleotides. It is a transcript of the gene RGSL1, whose product is annotated as regulator of G protein signaling like 1. NCBI's taxonomy places the organism in Eukaryota, Metazoa, Chordata, Aves, Psittaciformes, Psittaculidae. The record is from RefSeq and is a predicted model, not a curated record.